Gambusia affinis (western mosquitofish) is the source of this 6164-nucleotide messenger RNA. RefSeq names its product G protein-coupled receptor 179 (gene gpr179). The transcript has 11 exons. Gene Ontology annotation, cellular component: membrane. NCBI's taxonomy places the organism in Eukaryota, Metazoa, Chordata, Actinopteri, Cyprinodontiformes, Poeciliidae. The coding region runs from base 872 to 6043 and encodes 1723 amino acids. The record is from RefSeq and is a predicted model, not a curated record. Gene Ontology annotation, biological process: G protein-coupled receptor signaling pathway. Gene Ontology annotation, molecular function: G protein-coupled receptor activity.
UUGCAGUUACCUACCAAGAUGCCUGUUUUGUUUCCACAAUUGCAUUCAUAAAAAUUCUAAACACUCUACAUUUGAUCUGCUUUAGAAGAGAGACAGAAAGCAGUAAAAAGCCCAUCCACUCUCCGUUAGGAGGGGUUAAUCCAUCCAUCCAUCCAUCCUGCAGGGUGAUUUUUGAUGGAUGCCCAAAUGCAGCACAGCUUAGCCCAACACUCAUCUCUGACAGACCGAAUCAUCCUCUCCUCUCCCUGAAAUCACACACACUCAACAGAUGGACCACUCUCAUCACCUUUCAGCACUGGUAAGCAGCCCCAUCAAUAUGGAGGAGGGGUGAGCGAGAGGGAGAGGAGCAAGUUGGGGAGGGGGUGAACAAGCUUUUCAAGUUUCUGUCAGUUGAGCUGGAAGCUCUACAGCAAGAGGAGUCGAGAAAAAUAACGGAGAUCUGCUUACGUUUCAUCUCUUCGGAUCAACAUGUUGCUUUGAAUUUUGGGAGCCAUUUUCAUCUUUAUUGUUAUAUUUAGGAGCAGACUGCAUUUGUUUCUUGUCAACAACUAUGGAACAAGAAAAGUUGGAGAAACCUGGUGGACUAUGAAGAAAUAUGGCGGUUCUUCUCUUCAUCUGCCACCAACUACAGAACACUGCUUGCUUAAAAAUCCUUUAAAGAAGAGAUGAGUGAAACCUUGUGGGACUUUACUUCACACACGUGGAGAUGUUUACACUAAAUUUUGGCAAGAAUGUUACAUACUGCGCAGCAAAAUCCUCCAAGACACCUGUGAAAUGAGGCAUUUUUCCUAAAAGAUCUUUCAAAAAAAUUACAGAUUUCCAGUUGUUGACGUUGUCUUUGUUCCUUUUCACCCUUAUAGACUGAGUCAGAAUGAAUAUCUGGCUUUUUCUUUUGCUUGCACCCGUCCUAAGAUCACAAGUGACUCCAAAAUUACCAGCAGUAUUGACCGGGGAGAUGGCCAACAGCUCUGAUUUUUCCACAAACACCACAAGAAGUUCUGAGGAAUCCCCCACAGAGCUUCCUGAGUUUGGUGAGACACCAUCAGAGGCGCCCACCGAGGUGGAGGAUGACUGGUCACCAGCAGAGACCUUUUUGUAUACAGGAGACCCCUCCACUUUGAAUAUGGCUCGUUGUUCGCGGGCGUACAGCACCAAAGCGCAAACUGGAUCUCUGCCGAGUAACUUCAACGCUCCACUCCAACCAGCUCAGGAUGCGCUGGCUAACACUGCAAACUUUCUCAACAUGGUGUUCCAGGCCAGCGACCUUCGGGAGAGUACAGUAGAUGAGGAUAUGGAGUGGUAUCACGCCCUAGUCCGCUCACUUUUGGAGGCAGACUUGCUUAUUCAACGGGCUUUGCUCACCUUUGACGCUGACCCCUCUGUCCCGGUGCCACAGCUGGUUCUUCGCGCAACUCGCAACCCAACUGGCAAACAGCAGGCCAUCCUCCUUCAGGACGUAUCCAAGGCCUGGGAGAGUCUCCACCCUCCAUCUCCUGCCCCCGAUGACAGCUGGUUUAGAAAACUGAAGUUCCCAGAGUCCGGCCAACCAACAGCUUCCCUGUCCAAGCGGGUUCUCCUCAAUGACCUCACCACAUUAGAUACGCCAAAGUGGGGACAGGGUGACAGCUACGUGACCAACCGAACCAGGGUACAGUAUGCCAGUGCCCCGUUUCUGGACUGUAAGGACGGGUAUUUUGAGCCUGGGUGGAUUCUCACCAUGUCUACCUCCUUCUACGGACUGAAGCCAGAUCUGACACCAGAGUUCAGAGGUGUUGUACGUGUAGAUGUGAACAUUCAGGACAUCGACUUGGAUCAGUGUGCAACAGGGGACAGCUGGUUUGCUGAUACUCACCAGUGCAAUCGCACCAGCAUGGAGUGUGUGCCGGUUCCAGGCCGGGGCUUUCGAAUCGGUCAGUACUGCUGCCGUUGCAAGGAAGGAUACUACAACCCGGAAAUCUCUCUUAAGGAUUCAAAUGGAGACCCUAUAAAUGGCAGCGAAAGCAGCCAUGCGUGUUACCCGAACAUGCCCAUCUGUCUCCCAUGCUGGCCCGGCUGUAAGAGCUGUCAGGACAGCACCCCCUGCUGGGUGCAGGAGGACAAGCUCCUCAGGGCCGGGGUGCUGGCCCUCCAGGGAGUCUUCAUGUUCCUCGUCUUUGUCAGCAUGCUGGUGGCCUAUCAGCACCGUCAAAACCGGAGGAUCCGCGCCUCCAGUCUCCUGCUGCUGGAAACCAUCCUGUUCGGCUCUCUGCUCCUUUACUUCCCGGUCUUCAUUCUGUACUUCAAGCCGAGCACGUUCAGAUGUAUUCUUCUGCGCUGGGUCCGAAUGCUUGGCUUCUCCGUUGUUUAUGGCACGAUCACACUGAAAAUGUACAGGGUGCUGAAGGUGUUCCUCUCACGGACGGCCCAGAGAAUGCCCUACAUGUCCAGCCUCCACCUGCUGAGGAUUCUGGGAGUGAUGCUGAUGACGGUCAGCUGGUUCCUGUGUGCGUGGACAGUGGGUGUGCUCCAGAACCGAGACAGGAACAUCCCUGUUAUUGUUACUGCCACAACGUCAGAUGGCCAGGGAUUCACCCUGUGCUACCUGGACCGCUGGGACUACAUGAUGGCUGUGGCUGAGCUCCUGUUCCUGUGCUGGGGCAGCUCCCUGUGGACCGCUGUCAGGCCGGUUCCCUCAGCCUUUCAUGAGCCUCGCUACAUGGGCAUCGCCAUCCACAACGAGCUCCUGCUCUCCUCCAUGUUCCACCUGUUUCGGUUCACCUUUCAGUCUCUGCAUCCUGACUGGAUGUUGCUGCUCUCCUUCAUGCACACCCAUGUCACCAUCACAGUUACACUUACACUGCUCCUCGUUCCAAAGUUUUUUUACGAGUCUAAGGCAAGAAGAGAGGAGAUAGCAGCAGAAGUGUAUGAAGAUGAAAUGGAUCUGCGACGUUCUGCCUCGUAUCUGAACAACAGCUUUUGUUCUGCUUGGAGCGAGCGCAGUAUGGACCCAGAUGAUUUUCAGGAUGAGCUUAAGAAGUUGUAUGCCCAGUUAGAGGUUCACAAGGUGAAGAAGAUGACAGCAAACAACCCUCAUCUGUCAAAGAAGCGCAGUUCUCGAUGUGCACUGGGAAGAUCGCUUAUCAAAAAAAUUGCUGAGUUCCCAGAAACCGUAAGUCGGCAGUGCAGCCGUGAAGAGAGGGAUGGAUCCUUCCGCAUUAGACGUGGGAGUCACUCUGAUUCGUUUAGGAUGGCGCCAGAUUCUGUAAGUAUCAGCUACAGAAGUUCAAUAAAAUCCCAUUCAUCGUUUAUAUGCAAGUCCCAAAAUGAUCAUCAUUAUGUGAGAGAGAGAGGCUCCUCAUUCCGUGACUCUACGUUAAGGGCCAAUUCUGUGAAGAGAUCCUCCCAGCGAUCUGAGACUGACUCCCUGGAUAUUCCACCUGGGGUGUACAAGUCCGCCAGUGCUCUGAACUUGACAAUCGAUACCAAUCUGCUGCAUCCUGAUCACACAAGGCUUCAUAAAUCCUGGAGCCUAAGUUCAUCUACCACCCAUUCCAUAGAGAACAUCCCAAAGAUAUCUGGUGGAAGUGCAAUGCAGUCAAAGCAGAGCCUUUCCAUUAGCGAUCAGACACGGAGUGCCCUCCAAUCUGAAUCAUUUGACAAGGCUGAGGUCUGUCCCUGGGAGGUGGAACCAGAACAAUCAGGGGACAAGAACACAAAGCAUGUUACAUACGCAAGCCCAAAGGACAGUGAAGAAAAGGAGUUACCCUCGCCACAAGCACUUGUUUGUCCCUGGGACCAUCUGCCGCCUGUUGAGAAGACUCCUUCAAUGGACAAAAACUCCCAAGCUGACAGCGUGUCACCUAAAACCCCAGUAACUGUGUCUGCAAGUGCACCAGGUACACCAAGACCCCAGGUGAUGAAGAAUCAACGAGUCUUAUCCUUCCGCACCCCCAAUAAUAAGUGGCUCUCUGUGAAAUCUUUUAUGUCAUCUGUUGACAGUAGCAAGUUCAGUAAGGAGAUACAUUUAAACAGGGAGGACUCCCAAAAAAGCCAGGAGAGUGCCUCCACAACACCAGUGUCUGGAUCAUCCAGUAGGCGUCCAAGCAUGGACAAGAAGUCACUGCAGAAAUUUAGUAUGUCAACAACAGAUGGAAAGCCCAGCCUUGUGAAGCAGAAUGCCGUCAGACUGUCUUCUACAGAUUCCUCUGAUAGAAGCCCACGAAGGAUUGUGAUUGUAAGAUCAACCAUUUCCCCUGCUGAUGCUGAUGAUCCUCAAAAAGAGGGCAGCCAUGAACAUGUGUUUCUAUCAAGGCAGAGCAGCAAACGUAGUAGCAUAAGUUCCUGGGAGACCAUAAGCAGCUCAAGAACCCCUUCAACUCGACGAAGAGGCAGCAAUCGCAUCAGACCAACUGUUAAUGCGUCUUACACAGAUGUUUAUCCUUGGGAUGGAGCAAGUUCUGCACAACCAGGAGAAGGACCAAAGAAGCAGCAAAGCAUCAAAGCAAACAUCUGUUCGCAGGAAUCCCAGGUGAUGGAGCGCUCAAAUGUUUGUCCAUGGGAAUCACAAGACCAAGGGACUUUGAGUGGACAAGGGAAGACUAGGGUUGAAGCAUGUCCUUGGGAAUUACAAGAUAUUCCAGACACUCCGCAAUCUACAACAUCCAAAGAUCCACAAAUUCAACCAAUUAAAGUAGAUGUUUGUCCCUGGGAGAAUGUAGAAACUCCCCAAAUUUCAAUACGACAAGACAGUGAAUAUGCAAAUGUUUGUCCCUGGGAGGUUCAGGACAAGGAUGAAAGUACAUAUGAAAACCUAAAUCCUGCAAGGAGCAAAGGUACGCUGAUGGUACCUUUUCAACAAGAAGUCAUGAAAUCUGCCAUCUAUCCCAGUUCAUCCACAGAAGUUAUAAAAUUUACCAAAGCACACAGCACAACAUCCCCUGCCCUGAAUUCAAGUACACAACUGUCCAAAGUAGCUGAGAGCUGUCCAUGGGAUUUCCCCGAUCCACCUAAACCCAUGGAAGAUAUUUGCCCAUGGGAAGCGGGAGACAAAGAACCUUCACACAAAGACUCUGCUUUGCAAAUGACUGUGAACAAAGAUGUGUGUCCCUGGGAAACUGGCCAUCAAGACAAACUUGAUGUAUCUGAAAAAACUGAAGGGACAGAUAGCAACAGGGUGAAUGUUUGUCCAUGGGAGACCGAGUCUUGUGAAAAAAAGGAAGUGUCCAAAACGGAGUCUCAAGGGCAGCAAAGCCCAUCAAAAGUGUUAAGAAAGCAAGACAGUGGUAGGGCAGACGUCUGUCCAUGGGAGACAGAUGAUCCAAAAAUUCUCAAAAACAAGGACAAUGCUUUGGCAGAUGUUUGUCCAUGGGACACAGAAGACGCUACGGUUACAAAAAGACAAGAUAGCAUAAGAGAAAAUGUUUGUCAAUGGGAAAACGAAGAAUCUAAUGUCUUAAAAAAGCAGGACAGCAUUAGAGAAAACGUGUGUCCGUGGGAAAACGAAGAAUCUAAUGUCUUAAAAAAGCAGGACAGCAUUAGAGAAAAUGUGUGUCCAUGGGAAACAGAAGAACCUAAUGUCUUAAAAAAGCAGGACAGCAUUAGAGAAAAUGUGUGUCCAUGGGAAACAGAAGACCCAAAAGUGCUGAAAAAGCAAGACAGCACACGGACAGAUGUUUGCCCAUGGGAGACAGAAGAAACUAAAGACAAAGAUGUUUGUCAAUCCAGUAUCAAAGAACAGGGAGAUGACGUAAAAGUUUCCACAACUGUUGCAGAAAAUGUUUUGUCUACCAACAGUGACGCAGAUGUCACAGACAACUGGAGGACUCUUGAAGAUGAGACUCCAGGAGACAUGGACACGGAGCAGACGGACGAGUCUAAAGCCAACCUGGCUUUGGGUCGGCGUGACGCUUUGUGUCCAUGGGACAUCAUCAGGAGCACAUCAGGCUCAUUUACAGACAAUACUACAGAUGUCUUUACAUGGGAGCCUGAGAACAUCCCAGAGGAAGAUGAGGAAGAUGAUGCAGAGUGUGCUGCUGAGGCUCUCGUUUUCCCACCUGAUUUAUGAAAUCUAAAGGAAAAAACAAUAAACGCUUUCUGCUAUUUGAGUUAGCAGGAGUUAGGAUUAACCCUAACAUUGAACUAUACACUGCAAAACAUAGUAUUUUACCAAAUAUUUUGAGUCUAGA